Parasteatoda tepidariorum (common house spider) is the source of this 717-nucleotide messenger RNA. RefSeq lists its product as uncharacterized. Gene Ontology annotation, molecular function: nucleic acid binding. Gene Ontology annotation, biological process: DNA integration. NCBI's taxonomy places the organism in Eukaryota, Metazoa, Arthropoda, Arachnida, Araneae, Theridiidae. The record is from RefSeq and is a predicted model, not a curated record.
AUGAUUUUGACAGAUUUAGGCACACAGUUUAAUUCAGAGGUAUUUCAUUGCAUCAAUAAAAAUUUGGGUAUAUUUUUGACCCAUAAUUCUUCUAAACACCCACAAGCUAAUGGCGCCACCGAAUCUUUGAAUCGUGCCAUUAAAUCAUCUAUUUUGACUUUGCACGAAGCAGGUGUAUCGUUUAAGAAUUCAUUACUUAUUCAUCAAAAUUUGUACAAUAAUGCUGUUCAUCCCAGCACUAGUUUUGAACCUGUAUAUUUACAUUUUGGUAGAUGCCCUCCCACUAUGUUCGAUACUUUUGAUCCAAAUAUAGAGCCUCAACAACUUGACAAGGCUUCCUUUAGUCAAAAUUUUAUAUCAGAUUUAAGGAUAACUUAUGAUAUAGCAUUUAAUAAACUGAAAGAGCAGCAGAUCUUACAAAAUCAAAAACAAAUACAAAAGGCUAAACUUCGAAACUUUAAUGCAAACGAUAUUGUGUACAUGAGAUCAAAUGAUACUUUUAAACCAAAAUUUUUGGGCCCUUAUGUUAUAGUAAAGAAGCAAAGUGAUGUAAAUUUUAAAAUUACACCUUUAGACACACCUUCUCAUAAAGGUUUUGUAAUACAUAGUGAUAGAUUAAGACUUGCACCCCGCCGACUUUCUCAUUUAGAUCUUAAUUAUUCUCCGAGCCCACCAAUUAAUAAUCCAUUUCAUGGAUAUAACCUUCGAGCACGAUAA